This is a messenger RNA of Dentiscutata erythropus, 682 nucleotides long. The record is from the annotation of a GenBank genome assembly. Lineage: Eukaryota; Fungi; Glomeromycota; Glomeromycetes; Diversisporales; Gigasporaceae.
GGACGAAUAUAAAGAUAAGCUGGAAGAGGAGUCUAAAAUGCACGGAGAUAUUGUUAUUUUGAAUAUCACAGAGAACAUAGACGAAGGAAAGACAUUUGAAUAUUUUAAAUGGUUUGCUAAAAAUAGGAAGGAUAACUAUAUGGUUAAAUUGGACGAUGACGCUUUCCUCCACCUUAUUCAUUACUAUCGUGAUAUUCAAGACAUACCGAGAGGGCGUGUGUACUAUGGCAAUGCCGUACUUCCAGAUUGGGACAUACACAGUACAUAUAUGGCAGAUUCGAAAUUAGGCGGAGGAUAUACUCUCUCCCGCGACCUCGUUAUAGACAUUGUUGGAUCAGACUGGGCUAGUUCAAAUACCAAAGGCUAUGAGGACUGGCUAGUGAGUGAGUGGAUAUGUCAUGUGGCUAAAGAAAUGAAGUACUUUGUUCACUAUGUCGGCUAUUCAAAUUGGGUGCCUCUUCGCCAAAAUCCCUUCCAUGACUUUUACGAGAAUCUGGAUCUCCACUCCGCUAGGAUUGCUAUGGUCAGGGUCAUUUGGAAUUCAACGACCGAAGGCCUGAUUACAAAGAGUGAAAUUGUUCAACGUUGCUGGGAGAAAGAACAGAUCUGGAAUAAUACCUACAAGAACUGGUUUUAUGAAGCUUGGAAUUUUAAAGAUGGGAAUAGGAAUACGGGCAUGUAG